UGCUCGCUGUCAUCGGGUUUCGCCGUCGACCUCGGCAACGUAUGGCGCUUCCCCUACAUCUGCUACAAGAACGGCGGCGGUGCGUUCUUGAUCCCGUACCUGAUCAUGCUGAUCUUCGGCGGCCUUCCGCUCUUCUACAUGGAGCUAGCUCUCGGCCAGUACCAUCGCAGCGGCUGCUCAACCCUCUGGAAGAAGAUCUGUCCGGCUCUGAAAGGCAUCGGCUACGCCAUCUGCAUCAUCGACAUCUACAUGGCCAUGUGCUACAACACGGUGCUGGCGUGGUCGGUCUACUACCUGGUGCAAAGCUUCCGUAACGAGCUGCCGUGGACGCGCUGCCAGAACGCCUGGAACACGGCCCGCUGUCGACAGACGCCACUCAACGAGAGCUGGCCGCCGCCGGACGGCAACGCCACCAGCCCCGCCUACGAGUACUUCCACUACGCUGUAUUGGAAGUUCAGAAAGCGGACGGAAUCAACGAUCUAGGGUCGGUCAAGUGGCCGCUGGCUGUCUCUCUGCUGGCUGUUUUCGUGCUGGUCUACUUCUCCUUGUGGAAGGGCGUGAAGAGCACAGGAAAGAUACUAUCUCACUCCCAAUGGCACCGACUUAAGGACGUUAAGGUAUGGAUAGAUGCGGCCACGCAGAUCUUCUUCUCACUGGGGCCCGGCUUCGGAACACUUCUGGCUCUCUCUAGCUACAACAAGUUUAAUAACAACUGCUUCAGGGACGCAAUGAUUACGAGUACAAUCAACUGUCUGACCAGCUUCCUUGCCGGCUUCGUCAUCUUUUCAGUUCUGGGGUACAUGGCAACGGUCCAGAACAAAGGACAUCGACUCGGUUGGCACGGACGGUCAUCUGUGGAGCUGCCACAGAGCACCACGAUUGCUCGAAGUCACUACGUCCGGACAGUGCAGUGUCUCUUCCACCCGCAGGUCUGGACAGCACCUUCGGAUGGUCUCGAGGCCAUGAUUACCGGACUCUGUGACGAAUACCCGAACGUGCUCGGCAAACAUCGCGAGAUCUUCGUUGGCUGCCUCCUGGUCUUCUGCUACAUCUGCGCGCUCCCCACCACCACAUACGGCGGGAUGUACGUGGUGGACCUGCUGAUGAUCUACGGCCCCGGCAUAUCCGUGCUGUUCAUCGUGUUCGUGGAGGCGGUCGCCGUCUGCUGGUUUUACGGCGCUAACAGGUUCGCGAGUGAUGUCGAGAGGAUGAUUGGAUCCAGCCCCGGCAUAUUCUGGCGCAUCUGCUGGAAUUUUGUCAGCCCGCUGUUCUUAUUGUUCAUCUUUGUGUGCUCGCUGGUGACGUACGAGGACCUGCGCACCAAGGAGUACGUCUAUCCACGCUGGUCGAUCGCGCUCGGCUGGGGCAUGACGGCCAGCUCGCUCGUCUGCAUCCCCGCCUAUAUCGUCUACAUGUUCCUGACCACGCCCGGCUCUUUGAAGCAGCGCUUCUACGUGUGCAUCACGCCGGAGGGGGACCUUGGGCUGAACUCGACCCUGGUGCCGGCGGCGAUCACGGGGAAGGAGGCCGAGGCGCCGCCCACAGCCGUAUGACUGGCCGACGGAUGCCGCCGGCGCUCGACGCCCGACUGCAGCGCCCUCUGUGGCCGACCGCAGCGCUCCCAGCGGGAACUCUGGGCAACUCUCGACAAGCGGCUUUCGCUCCACACAAACGAGUGGUUGGUGUGAGGAGGAGGGCUGGAGAGGAGCAUUGCACUGAAUGCUGCUUGUUGUCUUACGCCUAGGGACCAAACUGGAUGUCCGUCUUCAAGCCAAACCAGGUGCAGUGUGCAGAACACCCUUGAUUAUCUGCAAGUGCGCGCAUUUUCCAAAUGUAACGUGAUUUGUUGAUCCUCACGGAAGU
Pollicipes pollicipes is the source of this 1864-nucleotide messenger RNA. RefSeq names its product sodium-dependent serotonin transporter-like. Gene Ontology annotation, molecular function: serotonin binding; serotonin:sodium:chloride symporter activity. The coding region runs from base 106 to 1554 and encodes 482 amino acids. Lineage: Eukaryota; Metazoa; Arthropoda; Thecostraca; Pollicipedomorpha; Pollicipedidae. Gene Ontology annotation, biological process: sodium ion transmembrane transport; serotonin uptake; amino acid transport. Gene Ontology annotation, cellular component: plasma membrane; neuron projection; synapse. The record is from RefSeq and is a predicted model, not a curated record. The transcript has 13 exons.